Molecule: messenger RNA, 2505 nt
Organism: Aspergillus neoniger CBS 115656
Lineage: Eukaryota; Fungi; Ascomycota; Eurotiomycetes; Eurotiales; Aspergillaceae
Exons: 8
Coding region: 1-2505 (834 amino acids)
Biological process (GO): positive regulation of transcription by RNA polymerase II; DNA-templated transcription
Molecular function (GO): DNA-binding transcription factor activity, RNA polymerase II-specific; sequence-specific DNA binding; zinc ion binding
Source: RefSeq, a predicted model, not a curated record
AUGACUCUAGUCCACAUCGUCCUCUUUAAGUUCCAUCCCGGGGUGACCGAGGAGCACAAACAACGCUUCGUGACAGAGCUCAAAAAGCUCAAGAACCUACCCUGUGUGAAAUCCGGACGCCUCCUCGUGGGCGGUCCCAGUGUGACCGACCCCAUAGACCGCAGCAAGGGAUUCCAGAUCGCUCUAGUAAGCUAUCAUGAGGACCUGGCUGCACUAGCAGAGUACCAGGCUAGUAAGGAGCAUCAUGAUGUGACAUCGACAUAUAUGUUUCCGUACAAGGAGGACCUGAUGAGAUUUGACUUUGAGGUUGAUGAGGAGGAUGAGUAUAUGUGUGGUUUUCCUGUCGAGACACAUAUUUUCCGCCUGAUAUAUGAGGCAUUAAGGUUACUGUACCCCGGAUUUACAGACCGCCAAGAAGGAAGAUCACGUGGCAAAGCGAGAAAGACGCGGCAACAACACCCCAGUCCAGUCCAGUCAUCCAGUGAUAGAGCAUCUUGUGAUGGGAAUGAGCCAUCAUGUAGCUCCUGCCUGAAGGCAAAGGUAUCAUGUGUGAAUGAUGGAAAACAGGAGGUCACGCGGAGAUAUAUUUCAAACAUGGAAAAUCGGAUCCGAUGGCUCGAGUCGAUUGUCAAGGAAAACUGCGCGAACGUGGAUCUAGGACUUGAACCUCGCAAUAACGCCGCGGAGAACGCAGUAGAUCAUGAUAGCACCAUACUCUCCGUCGAAAUACAGCAUGAAGACGAUCCGACCACUAGUUUGCACCAAUCCUCUCGGGAGUUUAGAAGAGAGGCUCCAGCCGUUUCAUGCAAUGAAGAGAAUACCUUCAAUCCACUGUCGGAACAGCAUCUGCAACAUCAUGUGCAGGGAAACAAUUCUGGACAUCAACCGGCGCAUGAGAUCGGACUGGUGUCGUUGUCCUCUGGUGAGGGUCCUCGAUACAUUGGGCCAUCCAGCGGGUACUUCUUUGCGAACCGUAUAUUCUCCAGCGCUGGGCGGCGUUCUAAAGCCAGAGGCGUGAGAAGGGCCACAGCAGAGUCAACUAGCCUUUCAACUGAACUACUAAGUAACCUUACCCUGCUGCCUACUCGAAAAGAAAGCGCCAUGGAACUAUCAAGGAAAUACUUCCGAACGGUACAUCUUAUCUACCCGUUCCUGCUUGAGCCGACCCACAUGUCUGUGAUUGAGCGGGUAUAUGCAUCCCACAACGAGAACCCCCUGGACUUGUUCCAAGUUUACAUGGUGCUAUCAAUCUCAGCCCUGUAUUUAUCUCGUGAAUGUAAGGUGCAUCUUCCCGUGGAGGGAUACUAUGCGUCAGCCAUGAAGUAUGUCGAGCAGGUCUGUUCAUAUGGCUCAAUUACUGCUCUGCAAUGCAUGUUACUUCUUAUGGUUUAUGCCUUGCACAACCCCUCCACUAAUGUCAAUAUAUGGAACCUGAACUACCAGUGUCUUGCUAGUGUGAUAGAUUUAGGGUUACAACGCGACGUCCGUGCAUCUCCUUCUCUUGGAAUAUCUUUGCUUGAUCAGGAGAUACGGACCCGUAUCUUUUGGGUGGUAUAUACGCUCGAUAGAGCCAUUUGUACCAUGAUGGGGCGUCCAAUAGGUAUCAGAGAUGAGGCUUGUGAGAUGAGGUUUCCGCUGGACAUACCAGACACGGGCCUUGUCAAUCCUGACCCCAACCGCAAUGAAUCACAAGAGUCACCGUCACACAUGUCGCACUCGAUCCAUCUCUUCAAAUUAGCCAAGAUGAACUCAGAGAUAAAAUAUGUUAUGCACAGCAUUCAACGUGACGUACCGAGCUAUGCCUAUCCCCCGGUGCGGGAUAUCUUCACGUGGCAGCGUGAUAUGAUUAAAACGCUCAAAGACUGGAAAUCGACAAUCCCGCAAGAAUCAACUAGUGGAGGAAACGUGAUGGCCAAGCUCUGUAAGACCAGAUAUCACGAAACAAUGGUAUUGCUACUGCGACCUAGCCCUGCAAUCCCAAAGCCAUCGGAAGAGAUGCUCGAUCUGUGUUUUCAUCAGGCAGUAGAUCUCCUGCAAACAUUUGGCGACAUUUACAGAACAGGAAGCCUGCUUUACAGCCGACUCCUUGUUCACUCGGUAUUCCUUGGGGCGCUUGUAUUACUCUACUGUAUCUGGAAACUACCGAGAACUACAGCGAAGGUGCGCGUCGAUGAACUCAUGUCGAGUCUCACCAUGGCACAGAACAUACUUAGUAGCAUCGGGGAGCACUGGAGCGAGGCUACUCGGGCGCGGGAUUGCAUCGACGAGCUAUCCCGUGUGACAAUAGAACGGCUUCUGAGAACCCAAUCGACUGUCGAAUUGCACACUGAAGCCGACAGAACGCAGUCGCGAGCUGGAGCUCUUCCUCAAGAAUACCGACCGGAAGAUACUUCCUACCACUUCAAUCUGUUUGAUGAUCUCCUGCAAGGCGACUUUCAAGGCUGGAGUGGAAUGCCUGACAUCGAUGGGCUGAUGUGGGAGGUCUUCAACAGCUCCCCACAGUGA